AGUACCUGCUUAUCAGUGCCAUGUACCGAGGGUGGGUAUUUUUACUGGCGGCUACUAACAUGCUCAUAGUUAGAGCGCUGGUGUCACUCUGCGCUCCCGUUUCCGCCUAUCUAGACGCGAAGUCCAAGACUGAAGUUGCGGGGUAGUCAGCAGUGAGUAACUACAUGUCCUGAUGCAUCCUUAGGCCCUGGAUAGACUAGUUCAUCUACAGGAGUAACAGGAUAUCACAGGGCUUCCGAGUAGUCAACAACGAGCGUCCAAAUCCGCUGGCAGUAUGACCCUUCGACUAUCUUUGGCGAAAAAUGAUCCACUCCAGACCACUUUCUUUUGCCCAGAGCGUGCCAUACACUAUACCACUGACACAGUCCCACGUAAUGAACCCUCCUGUGGAAGGAAAGCUACCACGACGGUUAAGAAGAACAUUGUUGGAGAAUCUCAUCACGUAGGCAUCAUUGAGUGGCCAGUCAAUCCUGGCGACCGGCCCGCAGUGGUGAUGGGGUCUAAGACAAUUGAAAUGAUAAAGACGGGACUACUUACAUCUCCGGAGAAGUUUCAGGCGAGUGACGGCAAGUGGUACGAGUGGCAAAUUCAUGAUUAUCGAGCGAAACUCGUGCCAUUAAAGGGUGCUCACUCACAGGCAUGCAUAGCCACGUUUGUCCCCCCACUUAAGCAGACUCUGUUCAAACGGGAGCCUGCUGCGCUUCAAAUCCUACUGGAGGCUGCACACAUCCUGGAUGAUAUCAUUGUCACCUUUAUCUACUUCGAGACUCAGUGGCGAGAAAAAGAGCGAGCAAGAUCUCGAUCGUGGGACACUGGUUAUGCUGCUGGUCCGACUUUCUAA
This is a messenger RNA of Suillus clintonianus, 841 nucleotides long. RefSeq lists its product as uncharacterized. The coding region runs from base 275 to 841 and encodes 188 amino acids. The record is from RefSeq and is a predicted model, not a curated record. The transcript has 3 exons. NCBI's taxonomy places the organism in Eukaryota, Fungi, Basidiomycota, Agaricomycetes, Boletales, Suillaceae.